AUGGUCAUUCUUAAAGUCAACACUGCUAUUACUACUACUAAAAGUACUACUAGUACUACUAACAAUACUAUUAUUAUUAUUAUUAUUAUUAUUAUUAUUACUACUACUACUACUACUACUACUACUACUACUACUACUACCAAUACUACUACUACUACUAGUACUACUACUACUACUACUACUACUACUACUACUACUACUACUACUACUACUACUACUACUACUACUACUACUACUACUACUACUACUACUACUACUACUACUACUACUACUACUACUACUACUACUACUACUACUACUACUACUACUACUACUACUACUACUACCACUACUACUACUACUACUACUACUACUACUACUACUACUACUACUACUACUACUACUACUACUACUACUACUACUACUACUACUACUACUACUACUACUACUACUACUACUACUACUACUACUACUGAACAUUUUAUUAACAUUAAAGUACAGUGUCACUAA
Molecule: messenger RNA, 489 nt
Organism: Schistosoma intercalatum
Lineage: Eukaryota; Metazoa; Platyhelminthes; Trematoda; Strigeidida; Schistosomatidae
Source: the annotation of a GenBank genome assembly